AUGGGUUUCGGCCAUCACUCCGAUUCCGCACCGACGACAUGGGGUUCGCCGCUUGUCGCUCCCGCUCUCAUAUGGGAAUCCAGAGAAUCCGCCUUCCGGGUUGACAGUCUGCUCGCAAACGCAGAUCUUGACAAUCUUCUCGCCCAGCUUCUGCUCUGUCGCCUUCUAGGUUGUGCAUCGUCGAAUCUCGUCGAUUUGGGUCAAAUUCCAACACCCAGAAGGAAGUAUUUGGCCAUAACAAGAAUUCGCCUCAUCUCGAAUCGGGGCAAGCGCAUUUCCGACCCGUCCUCCGCCACUAUAAUGGACAAUAAUCUAUUCCUGACUCUCUUCGACUCGUUCGUGACAGAGGGAGAAUAUUGUUCCGAGAGGAGAAACAAUUGUUGGUUGCUGAGAAAUCGUUCCCUGAGCAUAUCAACAAUGGUGCAUGUGAGCAGAUUAGUGGGAGAGAAAGAUCAAUAUUGA
Linum trigynum is the source of this 462-nucleotide messenger RNA. The record is from the annotation of a GenBank genome assembly. NCBI's taxonomy places the organism in Eukaryota, Viridiplantae, Streptophyta, Magnoliopsida, Malpighiales, Linaceae.